Molecule: messenger RNA, 1071 nt
Organism: Bombina bombina (fire-bellied toad)
Lineage: Eukaryota; Metazoa; Chordata; Amphibia; Anura; Bombinatoridae
Product: microfibril-associated glycoprotein 4-like
Exons: 5
Coding region: 1-1071 (356 amino acids)
Biological process (GO): elastic fiber assembly
Source: RefSeq, a predicted model, not a curated record
AUGGCGGCUGAGACCAGACGGGACCUCUCCACAUUACCUCAACAAUUUGACGCUACUUCCGAAUCCACCGCCACUUACCCGGCCCCUGUCUCGAGGCGGCCGGUCGAGGUGGGGGUUGGGGUAGAUAUGCCUCUGCUUGGUCGCUCUGGAGAUGGUCCAUCGGAUCUCUUGUCCUUUACUGCCACGCAUCCUUCCCCUCCUAUGAAGAGGUUUCAUGUUGCUCAGAAAGACCGGUGCCUAGAUUACGGAGGGGGAUCUUACCUAUGGCCCACGAUUCAACUCAGCAGUCCACAAGAUGCGUUUCUGAUAGAGCACCUACCACGCAAAAAGCAAACUGAUAGACAUGGCAAGCUAGACUUGAGAAGCGUUAGGUCAUGUGAGAAUUCCUGUUACCCGCACGACUGCUCUGAUGUGUUCCACAAACAGGGACUGACCUCGGAUGGCGUGUAUCUCAUAUACCCAUCUGGGUCUAACUCUCCUGCAGUUCCUGUGUACUGUGACAUGACCAGCUCAGGUGGACCAUGGACAGUAUUCCAAAAGCGAUUUGAUGGUUCAGUAAACUUUUACCGCGGUUGGGAAGAAUAUAAAUCUGGAUUUGGACGUGCAGACGGGGAGUACUGGCUGGGUUUGCAGAAUAUUUAUCUUCUCACCCAGAAUAAGCUGUAUCGUCUUCGAGUUGAUUUGGAGGAUUUUGAGAAUGAGAAACGGUUUGUUACAUAUAAUGAAUUCUAUAUCUCACCUCUCGCCAUCUCUGCUGAGGAGGACAGAUAUAAACUGCAUAUCAAUGGAUUCCAGGAAGGGGAUCCAUCAAAACAUACAGGGAAUGGCCUUGCAUUUCAUAAUGGUAUGAGUUUCACUACCCAUGACCACGAUGGAGACAACCGCCCAUUUAAUUGUGCACAGUUAUACAAGGGAGCAUAUUGGUACAACGCAUGCCAUUCAUCUAAUCUGAAUGGUGAAUAUCUGCAUGGCCCAACUAAGGUGUAUGCUAAUGGCAUAGUGUGGUCAUCAUGGAAAGGGGCAAAUUACUCUCUGAAAAUGAGUGAGAUGAAGAUCUCUCCGGUUGAGUAA